This is a messenger RNA of Talaromyces rugulosus, 1245 nucleotides long. RefSeq lists its product as uncharacterized. The record is from RefSeq and is a predicted model, not a curated record. Bases 1 to 1245 code for a protein of 414 amino acids. Gene Ontology annotation, molecular function: O-methyltransferase activity. The transcript is spliced from 4 exons. NCBI's taxonomy places the organism in Eukaryota, Fungi, Ascomycota, Eurotiomycetes, Eurotiales, Trichocomaceae.
AUGUCUCAGAGCCGCAUCGCCGAGCUGGCCAGCGCUGUGGCCCAGCACACCCAACGCGUCGACUGCUAUCUCGCCGAAAACAACCUACCACACCCCUCAUUUGACGCCGAUAGCCCUGUUGAACUCGGCCUGCCCGCCGAUAUCGAAGGGUCGCGCAUCGCAGCUCUUCAAGCAACCCAAGAGCUCAACGACUUGCUGCAGGGACCGCGGGGUUUGGUUUUCAAUUUGCAGCACAAUGUGCUGGUGCCUCUGCAACUAAUCUCACGUUUUGAUAUCGCCAACAAAGUCCCUGUGCACGGGGAGACCACAUUCGAAGCGCUGGCAGCCAGUACCGGUGUCGACCAUGGAGCACUGGGUACCAUUCUACGCCACGGUAUCGCGUAUCGAAUAUUCAAAGAGCCCCGUCCUGGCGUGAUUGCACACUCUGCAGCGUCGCGACAGAUGGUCGAAGAUCCUCGCUUUGCGAGCUGGAUUGCAAGCAAUGUGGACGACAUGUGGCCAGCGGCAGAAAAGGUUGUAGACGCGUUGACGAAAUGGCCGACUGCUGCAGAGCCAAAUCAAACUGCGUUCUCACUGGCAAACCGAACCGAUCUUCCUUUCUACAGCGUGCUAGAGCAAAACCCAGAGCGAGCGCGCCGUUUCGGCGGUGCCAUGAGCUUUUUCACCACAGGCGACGGGUAUUCGCUUCGUCAUCUCACCGAUGGAUAUCCCUGGGAGAAAAUCAGUUCUGGAACAGUCGUCGACCUAGGCGGAUCUCACGGCGAUGCAGCAUUUGCUCUGGCUCGUAAAUAUCCUCACCUCAACCUGGUCGUCCAGGAACUGCCCCAGGUUGUUGCAAAUGCCAAAGAAGAGGAGGGCCUGAAUGUGAGGUUUAUGGUGCACGACUUGUUUCAAGAGCAGCCCAUCCACGGCGCUGACGCAUAUAUCUAUCGCUGGAUUUUCCACAACUGGCCUGAAAAGUACUGUAUCCAAGCUCUGAGGUCUUUGAUCCCAGCGCUGAAACAGGGCUCACGGGUACUUGUCAUGGAAUUUUUGAUGCCGCCCCCUGGCACGCUCCCUAACGAUGUUGAUAGAAAGCUGAGGUCGAUGGAUCUGACGAUGUUGGAAAUUGGAAAUGCAAAGGAACGCGAUCUUGGCGAGUGGAAGGCCUUGUUUGGGAAGGCGGAUUCGAGGUUUGUCUUUAGAGGGGUAGAGCAGCCCCCGGGGUCUUCGCUGUCGAUUAUCGAGGUAACCUGGGAUGAUUGA